UGCCUGUUAGCGAUAUAUACCGCCGAGUAAAUUUUUGCACAGCAAAACUCUCAGCCGUGUGUUUACCGUAGCUGAACAGCUGCCGGUUGUAGCAUUAUUACAUACUUGAUAAAAGCGCUUCGUUCAGCAGCCGUGUGUGCUGUCCAAUGAUGUUUUGUUGAAUACAUUCCGCCGCAGCGCAAACAUUAUUCUCAUACUGCCAGCAACCUGUUUGUACGGAAUACACAUAUUAUCCGCAUAAUCAACACACCGCGUGUUAGCGUUAUUAUCUGCCUGAAUAAUUGCAACAAAUCAGCGGCCAUUUGCGUAGUAACUGAUUCCCGGCGCGGAGAGAGGUUAGAGGGAGAAAAAAUUGCCCAUUAUUGGUAUAAUUGUGUUUUAUUGUUGUGGGAAUUGAUUUGUCGGUGAAACGCUUCCGUGGUCAUGGGGGAAAUGAAGGACGACUCCAGUCUUACCAUCCAUCUACAGUGCGGAUUAACCCGCGAACAGAUCAACUGCCGCUACAGUGAUCUGAGCCUGCGUUUCCUGAAGGAGACGGCAUGUCUCUUCAUCGAGCGCAAAUUUCCCACCCAUGGGCUAACCAACGUCCAGGACAGUAUUAUGCUAUUCCGGCAUGAUUAUAAUGCCAAGAAUAUUCUGGUACAUUUGGAGACGGUGUCGGAGGUGACGGAUGGGAUUCUGCUGGAGAUCUUCGUCUCCGGGCGGCCGAUCGCCAAUGGCGCCGGUGCGGCCGACUGCCGGCCGCAUUCCUAUGUGAUCCACAGCUAUAAGAGUCCGACCUUCUGUGAUCACUGCGGGGGACUCCUCAUGGGGCUGGUGCGGCAGGGACUGCAUUGUGAAUACUGCGGGCUGAAUUGUCAUAAAAAGUGCGCAUACAAUAUUCCCAACUACUGCUCCUAUGCGCUGGCCCGCCCGGUGAUGCAUACACAGGAGUCACGUGAUUCCACCAUGUCGGGUGUAUCGGGGCAUUUGGAGGUACCGGCCAGUCAGAAAGAUCAUGUCCGCCUCCGCUCCCCAUCACGCUCCUCCACAUCCAUCCGUCCACCGAUCAUCGACGAGAUAAUGACCAAUCGCGUGAAAGUGCCGCACACCUUCAUCAUCAAAUCCUACAAUAAGCCCACCGUGUGCAAAUACUGCAAUAAGCUGCUGAAGGGCCUCUUCCGGCAGGGACUGCAGUGCAAGGACUGCAAGACCAACUGCCAUGAGAAGUGCGCCCAGAGCGCCCCGGCCGACUGUGCCGGCGAACCGCCGUCCAUGGCCUCGCCCACCGCCGUCGGCCAGACGGACUCCACGUCGGAUAGCGGUUCCACGCAUAACUUCGAUAUGACCGAUAUGGAACAGGAAGUGCCCAGUCAACAUCAGAACACACCGCCGGCUCCGCACCACGAAACCCGGGGCGAUCAGAUAACCGUCCGCCGUAUCCACCAGACAAUGAAAACCGGCCCCAAGGAAGUAUUACCCUCGUUGAAGGAAGGCUGGGUGGUGCACUUCACCAGCAAGAAUCCGACCCGGCUGAAUCACUACUGGAAACUGACCUCCAAAUAUAUUGUCAUGUAUCAGUCCAACAUUGACCAGUCCGUGUACAAUAAAAUCUACCUGGACAAAAUCUUCACCAUCGAUCCGGGUGUGCAGUACCCGGCACCGCAUACCUUCCAGCUGCGCACCAACAACAUGGUGUUCUACAUCGGCGACAAGCCGCAGUCAUCGGCGGCGGAAGAAUGGGCCAUCCGCAUUAAAAAAUCGCUGAUGCCCAUCGGGCGGGCCGAAGGUGUGGAGCGACGGGAUAAGCUGUUUGCCGCACUGGAAGACGUGUUCGCCUACUAUCAAAUCUUUCCCGACGGGGUGCUUGGUGCCGGACAGUUUGGUGUAGUGUACGAAGCCACGUCGCGACCUACUGGAAAGCAGGUUGCCAUUAAGGUCACAGAUAAGCCACGCCUCUCCGAGAAGGAAGCCAUCCGCAUGAAACAGGAAAUCGAAAUACUCCGUUCCCUCAAUCAUCCGGGCGUCGUCAAUGUGGACGGGUUCUUCGAGAACCAACAGCACGUGUUCAUUGUGAUGGAGAAACUCUGCAGCGACAUGUUGAAAUUCAUCCUGGCCACGGAGAAGAAACGCCUCCCCGAGCGCAUGGCUAAAUUCUUCACCUACCAGAUCCUCACAGCCCUCGGCUACCUACACGCGAAAAAGAUCGCCCACUGCGAUCUGAAACCGGAGAACAUUCUCCUCACCUCUGAGAGCGAUUUCCCACAGAUUAAACUGUGUGACUUCGGUUUCGCCAAGAUCAUCGGCGAGCAGAGUUUCCGCAAGUCCCUGGUCGGGACACCGGCCUACUUGGCGCCGGAAGCCCUGACCCGCAAUAAACGCUACAACCGGCUGAUCGAUAUGUGGUCCGUGGGGAUUAUCAUCUACGUGUCGCUGGCCGGGGUGUUCCCCUUCAACGAGAACGAAGACAUCUCCGAUCAGAUUAAGAAUGCCGCCUUCCUCUUUCCACCCAAUCCCUGGUCGGAGAUCAGUGAGACGGCCAUCGAUCUGAUCAAGCAUGUCGUGGUGGUGGAGAUUAAGAAUCGUUUCACGGUGUACAAGGCCAUUCAGCAUCGGUGGUUCCUGGACUACCAGAUGUAUGCCGAUCUCCGGAAACUGGAGAGCGAUGUCGGAGUGCGCUAUCUGACGCAUGAAGUGGACGAUGCACGCUGGGAAGAGUACCGUCGCAGUCGCAAUCUGCCGGGUUUCGCGCCGGCUCAGCCGGAUUAUGCGUCGGUUAAUUAUGAGGACAGUGAUAAUGAGGGAUCAGAUAUGGAUGAAGAUAUGAAUCUUUAAGCUGCGGGUUGGAUUUUAUUCGUUUUAUAAUCAUCCCACUAUACUGGAUUGCAUUAGAUUAUUCUAUAACGCGAUAAAAAAUGAAGAAGUUUCGGCUAAUUUUUGUUCAUUAAUUGUUGCCUAAUAUUACCUAGUAUGAGUAUGAACGCAAAGAGUUUUGGUACAGAUUUUUCGUAACUUAUGUAUAAAAUUUUUCACUUAAGCAUGUUGGUUAUGUACUGCACCAUUUCAAGUGCACGCACAUGGAUGACUUAUGACAAGAUUAAAAUUAAUAAAAUUGUUGCAGAUGU
This is a messenger RNA of Paramacrobiotus metropolitanus, 3104 nucleotides long. RefSeq names its product serine/threonine-protein kinase D1-like. Lineage: Eukaryota; Metazoa; Tardigrada; Eutardigrada; Parachela; Macrobiotidae. Bases 424 to 2814 code for a protein of 796 amino acids. Gene Ontology annotation, molecular function: protein serine/threonine kinase activity; ATP binding. Gene Ontology annotation, biological process: protein phosphorylation. The record is from RefSeq and is a predicted model, not a curated record. The transcript has 4 exons.